CUUCAGUCAGACAGGUUGUGAGGGGGAGAACUGUGGCUGGAGGACAGGAAGCAGGUGUUCAGAAAUAGCUCUUUCUGCCCAAGGCUCUGCGCAAGGCCCGUCCACGUGAAGGGAAGGAGGGUCAGGUUGGCCGGGGCUCUUUCGGGUCUUGCAGGCGCUUUCCCCACGUUCUCGCCCUCCGCGCUAGGCGGAAGGUGAGGGAUGGGCCUGGCAGCCUGGCUGCGCCUGGUCGGCAUGCUGUGGCAGGUAGCAGCUGCCGUGGAAGUGACGCCCUGGAGGAGAAUCCGCGUCUGCGGCCGCGACGGCGGCCGCCGGCAGGGAUUCACCGAGCAAAGGUCGCCUUGGCUUCCGGAGGCCAGAGGAGCCCCGGCCUUCUCCUGGGGGGCCGGCGGGGGACCUCGCCUCCAAGCGGAAGAUGGCGUUUGGUUAGGUCAGGAACCAUUGGGCCCCUCCCUUCCAUGGACAUCCUGCAAGUGUUGUGAAUUCAUUUGGCUUUCUGCUCAGGCUGCCUAGAAGAAGAACUGAAUCAGGAUCCCAAGUAAUGUAACUGAGGACUGCUUGGCAAGCAUCCCAAGAGUAAUGUUCUCUGCUGCAUCAGUCUGAUGGCAGGUGACUCUUAACUCUUGAAGGCUGUGCCCAGAUACUUCCAAGCUGGUCAGCUUCGAACGGGAGCCUGGUGGUCAUCUGUUGACCCAGGACCUCAAGUGAAACUUGAAGAGGCUCAGGAUAUAUUGUUCAGCAAUAACAACUCAAGGAGACAGUCCUGCUAAGGCAGAGGGGAGCUAUCCAGUUGGAAAAAUGGACACUUCUGAAGUUAAUUCAAGCCUAGCUAUCUAGUUAAACUCCAAGGGCCUGCUAAUGGAGCCAAAGGUCACACUGCUGAAGAUCACCAUAGGAAGACCACCUAACACACUGGGAAUCUUCCUUGAGGUCUUUUGAUAUCAUCAGUCAAUUGGACCAGCGGAGCAUGUGACCCACCAGAUACUCUUCACUUUCACCUGGGACGGGCCUAUCUCUUUCAAAUAGGCACUUCUGGGAUGACCUAGGUGUCUCUGAUUCUCCUUCAUAAUUCCUGAUUUAUGAUGUCUAAAGGAAGCUCUACAGUGUUUUGGAACUUGAUGCAACCAGCACAAAGUCAUCCACAAAUAAGAGCAUGUGGAAAACCCUGUUAUCUAUAUGUAAUCCUUUGUAAACUUGGACUGUGUGUUGGACCUCCUUCAUGACAUUGGCCAACAAAUUCGAUCUAUUGGAGAAGGUGCUCUAGUUUUUUGGAGGUUAAUGAAGUCAGUACAAGGUCAUCUAUAAAGAGGAGUACCUGAAGAAGCUCACCUUAGCCAGAAUCCUACCUCUCUUUGAAUUUUGUGGAGGAUGUUCCACACGAUAGAGAAUUUUGCAAGAAUUGGUGAUUGAGAGAAGAGACUCGAAUCAGGAGGCUGUUGCAGUAGUCCAGCGCCAAUACGUCUGCGGAGUAACCGUGCUUGGCCGAUUCUCCUCCGAGGUGCCUGAGAAGAGCCGGUGGGCCGUCUUGGUGAGGUGAAGAGAAGAGUUCCGACCACCCUGCCAUUCCCAGAUUUUCUCCUUAACCGUCUUGUUAGGUUAAGCCAACCAGGCCUGCAGAACCAUGAAGCUGACUGACCUGGUUAUGCAGAGCUUCCGCAUAGCCAAGGUGUUCCAAGAUAAUGCAGACAAAAUCGACAGUUUUGACUUUAGUCACAGUGGUGAGACAGUUAUCUCAAGCAACAAUAAUGACACCAUCACUGUGUACGACUGUCAGGAGGGCAAACCAAAGAGAAUGCUGUACAGUAAGAAAUAUGGUGUAGACCUAAUCAGAUACACUCGGUCAGGAAGCACUGUAGUAUACAGCUGUAACAAAAUAGAUAAUACAAUUAGAUAUCUGUCCUUGCCUGAAAACAAAUUCAUUAGAUACUUCCCUGGGCACAGCAAGCGUGUGGUAAGCUUGUCCGUGUCACCAGUAGAUGAUACCUUUAUCUCUGGGUCUGUGGAUAAGACCAUCCGACUCUGGGAUCUCCGCUCCCCUAAUUGUCAGGGCUUAAUGCAUCUCCAUGAAAAGCCAGUUUGUUCUUUUGACCCAGAAGGGCUAAUUUUUGCAGCUGGGAUCAAUUCUGAAGUGGUUAAACUUUAUGAUAUUCGCUCUUUUGAUAAGGGGCCAUUUUCAACCUUCAGAAUGCAAACUGAAAAGACCUGUGACUGGACAGACUUAAAAUUUAGCAAGGAUGGCAAAUUCAUCCUCUUAUCUACCAAUGGCAACUUCACCUACUUGAUGGAUGCCUUUAACGGACUAGUGACACAUUUAUUUUCAGGGUAUAAGAACAGCCAGGGUCUCGCAUUGGAGGCUUGCUUCACUCCAGAUUCUCAGUUUGUUAUGACUGGCUCUGAAGAUGGUAAGAUCCAUGUCUGGAAUUUAGAUACUGGAGUUAAGGUGGCUGUGUUGUAUGGGAAAUAUACCACUCCUAUAACCUAUGUACAAUUCAAUCCAAAAUUGAUGACCUUCGCCAGUGCAUGUUGUAACAUGGCAUUAGCAUUAUGGCUGCCUAUUGCUGAUGACUAAUCUCUCCACUGAUCAACAGCGUCUACACAUUGAAGGGCAGGCAGUAUGAGGAUGAAGGGACUGAGUAUUGAUUUUUUCUUUUUCUUUUUUUUUUUUUUUGU
Phascolarctos cinereus (koala) is the source of this 2670-nucleotide messenger RNA. The record is from RefSeq and is a predicted model, not a curated record. Lineage: Eukaryota; Metazoa; Chordata; Mammalia; Diprotodontia; Phascolarctidae.